AUGAAGCACGAUCCCUUUAGUUCGGUACCACCGAACCGGUGGUCGUGGUCAACAACACACUACUACAUCCAGUACCUGAUUACUAUCUAUGGUACCCCCGUACUUGGCGACGACUCCCUACCCCCCGGCAAUAAAAUUGACUGGUCUGCGACAAUGCAAGGAACCCGUCUCUUGGUGACUUGGUCACUCUGGGCAGGCUCAUCGAGCCGAGCAAACAAGCCAAUUCCACCAGUGCUUGCCUUGCCAAGAGCCCAGAGCCGUCAUCGUCCGCAUCGUCCGCGCAUGGGCCAAGAAGAAAAGGAAGCUAGGGCGCUGCUUAUCCCCGUGCUCUGA
Molecule: messenger RNA, 333 nt
Organism: Penicillium cosmopolitanum
Lineage: Eukaryota; Fungi; Ascomycota; Eurotiomycetes; Eurotiales; Aspergillaceae
Exons: 2
Coding region: 1-333 (110 amino acids)
Source: RefSeq, a predicted model, not a curated record